CAGUGCAUCUCGGGAAGACAAGAGCUCUCGAAAAGGCAAUUUAUUUAAUUGAAUUAAAUUCAUCAAUAGCCAUCGACAGUCCGUCGUUUGACGAGCCACAAUGAAAUUUUCUGCGGUUUUUGUGAUCCUCCUCGUUCUACUGACGGUGGCCGUGCUGAGUGAAAACGCGGGCCGUACCUACUGCGGUCGCUACCUGGCCCGUACCUUGGCCAAUCUCUGCAGCGACGCUGGUCAGGAAAAGCGCGGCGAAGACUGGUCAUGGCUGUCCGCAUCCGGCCGUAAGGAUGGCGCCGUGACUGAGAAUGGCGUCGCCAACGAGUGCUGCCUCCACCCCUGCACCCUAGAGGUUCUGCUUUCCUACUGUUAAAUCCAGACAACAUGUUCUACGGUGUUAAAUAAUUUGUACUAAUUGAUGUAUCAUUUUGGA
This is a messenger RNA of Bombyx mandarina (wild silkworm), 427 nucleotides long. RefSeq names its product IGF-like peptide (gene Igflp). The record is from RefSeq and is a predicted model, not a curated record. NCBI's taxonomy places the organism in Eukaryota, Metazoa, Arthropoda, Insecta, Lepidoptera, Bombycidae. Gene Ontology annotation, molecular function: hormone activity. Gene Ontology annotation, cellular component: extracellular region.